UCUCAAAAAUAAAAAAUACCAAUAUACUUGUUCACGAAGAGAACUAAAAUUAAACAAAAUCAUCACUCAGCAGCUUAUUCAUCUCCCUCGAGGAUGGGCGAAACGGAGUUUUACGAUCUCGACGACGACGCCGAUUACGCUGCUGCUUCUGUUUAUCAAGGUUCUGCAAGUGUGAGUAGUAGUGAUGUUAGUAAUCGGAAAGAUUCGACUAGUGAGAUAGAUGGCGGUGGUGCACAUUUGGUGUAUUUGAAGGAUAAUGUGGCGAUUCAUCCGACUCAGUACGCGUCUGAAAGGAUUACUGGUCGAUUGAAGCUGAUUAAGCAAGGAACUUCGUUGUUCAUGACAUGGAUUCCGUACAAAGGACAGAGCUCAAAUGUGAGGGUUUCUGAAAAUGACAGGAAUCUUUAUACGAUAAGGGCAGUGCCUUUUACAGAGAUUAGGUCGAUUCGCAGGCACACUCCUACCCUUGGGUGGCAAUACGUAAUUGUUGUUCUGUCUUCAGGUUUAGCUUUUCCUCCUCUUUAUUUUUAUAAUGGAGGAGUUCGAGAUUUUCUUGCUACAGUAAAGAAACAUGUUCAUCUUGUCAGGUCUGCAGAAGAUACAAAUGUAUUUCUGGUCAAUGACUUCCAAGACCCUCUCCAGAGAACUUUGUCUUCUUUAGAGAUCCCUUUGGCUGUUGUAAAUGGACCAUCUCCAUCUUUUUCACCUAGUGGUUCACACUCAACUACAAACAAAGAGAAAAUGAGUGAAACUUUUAGUAGUAAUCAGCAAAAUGGAAGGCAGAGGCAAAAAAACCACGAUCCUGCUCGAGAUCUUUCUAUUCAAGUACUAGAGAAGUUUUCUCUUGUGACGAGAUUUGCCAGGGAAACCACUAACCAGAUUUUUGGCGAAAAUAGUGAGGUAUUUGGUUAUAGUGAAAAGAGGAACCAUAACCAGUCGACGCAUGUGCACCCUAACAAGGCAGCAAAGGAUGCUAUGGUUCCUAAUAAAAUUCCAGUAGUGCCAGAUCCUUUGGAGGAGUGUCUGAUGCAGACCUCUAUCCUUGUUAAACAGAAAGACCAAUGUAGAAAACAGAAUCACGAUGAAGAAGCUGUCACCACUGUGGGAAAUUUUGAGCUUGUCGAUAGUAAGGAGGUCAAUAAAUUAACACUGAUAUGGGGCAAACCACGUCAGCCUCCAUUGGGCCCUGAAGAGUGGACAACUUUUUUGGAUUCUGAAGGGCGUUUAGUCGAUGCAAAAGCUCUGAGAAAGAGAAUAUUUUAUGGGGGAGUGGAGCAUAGUUUGCGGAAAGAGGUUUGGGCAUUCUUGCUGGGGUACCACGCAGAUGAUUCCACGUAUGCUGAGAGGGAGUAUCUUGUAUCAGUUAAGAAGUCAGAGUAUGAGACAUUAAAAAAUCAGUGGAAGAGCAUCUCUGCAGAACAGGCGAAAAGAUUUACCAAAUUUAGGGAGCGAAAAGGACUUAUAGAUAAAGAUGUGGUAAGGACUGACAGGUCGCUUUCAUUCUAUGAAGGGGAUGACAAUCCGAAUGUGAUUCUUCUGCGUGAUAUACUUCUGACGUACUCGUUCUUCAACUUUGAUCUCGGCUACUGUCAGGGCAUGAGUGAUCUUCUGUCCCCAAUUUUAUUUGUCAUGGGAAACGAAUCAGAGGCAUUUUGGUGUUUUGUUUCAUUGAUGGAGAGGCUUGGCCCCAAUUUUAAUCGUGAUCAGAAUGGAAUGCACUCUCAACUUUUUGCAUUGUCAAAGCUGGUUGAAUUGUUAGACAGCCCCUUGCAUGCAUACUUUGAGCAGCACGAUUGCUUGAACUACUUCUUUUGUUUCCGCUGGAUCCUUAUACAAUUUAAAAGGGAAUUUGAAUACGACAAAACAAUGCGUUUGUGGGAGGUGCUGUGGACACAUUAUCUGAGUGAGCACUUCCAUUUGUACGUGUGUGUGGCGGUACUGAAGAAAUAUCGUGAGAAGAUAAUGGGGGAACAGAUGGAUUUCGACACGCUCUUGAAAUUUAUAAAUGAGCUGAGUGGACAGAUAGACCUAGAUGGUAUCCUCCGUGAUGCAGAGGCUUUGUGUAUAUGUGCGGGUGAGAAUGGUGCAGCUUCUAUACCUCCUGGAACUCCGCCAUCAUUGCCCAUUGAAGAUGGUUCAUUACUUUAUCAACAAGAUGAUGAUAGUGUAUUGUAAAACCUUUUUUUUUCUUUGUUAGGAAGUAAGGGGAGGGGAGGGGAGGGGUAGGGGAGUAAGAUACUGUUUGAAGUCCUGGAUGAUGCUACUCAUUAAAAUUUGUAAUUAUUAAAAUCAAACUUAAAUUGCUUUGCUAGUCAUUUGCAGUGACUGUGGUACUCGGGUUAAUUAGUGAAAGUCUGAAACAGGGUACUGGGUAGUCUCAUUAUGCGCCGAACCCUUGUUUCUUACACAUCAA
This is a messenger RNA of Daucus carota subsp. sativus, 2413 nucleotides long. RefSeq lists its product as uncharacterized. Gene Ontology annotation, biological process: activation of GTPase activity. Lineage: Eukaryota; Viridiplantae; Streptophyta; Magnoliopsida; Apiales; Apiaceae. The record is from RefSeq and is a predicted model, not a curated record. Gene Ontology annotation, molecular function: GTPase activator activity. Bases 94 to 2175 code for a protein of 693 amino acids. The transcript is spliced from 16 exons.